AUGUAUCAUAGAAAAACGUUUUUGGACGGAUCGAACGUUUUUAGUGACUGUUAUCAACUUUUGAACGUUCAACUGUCAGCAACAACUGCGAACGUGGCACUUACCAACAGAUUCUACUCUGUCGUCAAGUCAUCGAGUCAAGUGUCCGAGGCUCGAGGUACUUAUAAUGUACCGGAACGUAAGAACAUCGCGUCACCUCAUCUCUGCCCCCCCCCCCCACCACCGCCCCCUCGGCCGACUUCCCUCCCAAAAUUUGUAAACGUGAUAUACAAUAGCAAAGAGCAUGCAAAGAGUGAUGGACAUAGAACAAUAACGACACAGAUAUCGAGUAUAAAGCCUGAAUUUCACUCUAAACGAAACAACAACAAAAACAGGUUCAGGAUAAAAAGAAUGCUCAAAACGUAUCGCAGUCCCGAGGACGAUGAACAGAAACCGGGGUACCAAGGCUCGCCACGUGAACGUCGAGGGCGCCGUCGAAUCCGAGUCGGUGAUCGCGUGGGGCGAAAGCCAAGCGGCGGCGGCGGCGGCCGUUCAAACGCUUCAAAUCGCGAAACGAAGUUGUCCGUGUUGGAAAGCCGUCGUCGUAGCGCGAUCAGCGGUUGCGGAACGAUCGUUGUUGCGCAGGUUGCAAGGGCGCUCGGUGUUUCCCUGAUCAGGAGUUACUUUGGAAUAUUUUACAAGUGCGCCUCCUGCGUCAUGGGGAUGUUCAAAUGGCUGAGAAAAGAUUUUGUGCAGUGGGAUCGAAGCAGGAGGAGUCUGCCGUCUCCGGAUCGACGAGGACUCAACAACGAUCAGGACCGCAAAGGCACCUUGACAGUGGUUCUAGAACGGCGUCGAAACCGCCGCAAUGAUUCCAACGACGUGUGCCUCCUGUCACAGUCCGAAGACACGGAAGAGAUUCAAAGCUGUGUUUCUGGUUCGCUAAACAGCUUGAACUACACCGAAGACCGCGCCAGCAGCGAGGCGUACAGAAGCGCACUCCAAGCGUUUCUAGAUCGUCGCCGUGAACCGGCCGAGGGAUCGGAGGGUGAUCCUUCGCCGAAAUUGAGUCCGACGAACAACCGAGUCGAAAUCUUCAGAAACAAUACGAACAGCGAGAAGCAACUGGGUUAUGAAAACCCGCCGAUCCCGGGGGUUCCCCACGUCGAGGCGUCGGAACUCUUUGAAGUCGGCUGGGUCGCCGGUACGGAAGAUCGCUACCUCGAGCUCAUCGCCGCUGAAUGGCAAAACACGAGGACUGCUCUUCGCCGAAGUUCGCAUCCGGACUGCUUCACCGCUGUACGAGCCGACCUGAACGUUCUCACGGAAAUCCGGCAUCCGCAUACCCUCCUGCUGAUGGGAACGACGCGUACUGAUGAGCACGGAAUCGUCGCGAUUUUCGAGUCGGUCGACUGCACCCUUUACAACUACGUCCACGAACAGGGGGAGCGUGUAAGCGUCCAGGGUGCGGCGCGAUGUGCCGGACAGCUAGCAGAUGCCCUGAGGCACGCCCACGCGAGAGGAAUCAUCCACGGAGCCCUGAGUUCGCAUUGCGUAUUUCUCGCUGCUAGCGGUACCGCGAAACUUGGCGGAUGGGAACUCGCCGUGCGUGAAAACGAGCCCCGGCCUUACCGCGAAUGGGAGGAGAGACUGAGGACAGAAAUAUUCAAGUGGCAAGCACCUGAGAUGUUUUACGGCGAUGCACCUAGUCGGGCGUGCGAUGUUUACGCCCUGGCUCUACUAAUUUGGGAAAUGUGUACAGGCCGAGUACCCUGGAGCGGAUUAAACGAGGCGGAAAUAGAACGACAGUACAUACACUGGGAGCGUGGGAUAUCAACGGAUACAUACAAUUUUCCACCGCUGUUAAACAACCUGCUUGAGGUCGGUCUCCAGCUGGACGUUAAGAAGAGGAAAUUGGACAUGGAUCGUACGCGCAGAUUUUUACGUCGAAUCGAGCUACGUUACGAAGAGGAAGAACCGAUUUACGUAAAUCGGCAAGCGAACAACAAUAAUUCGCACGUAAAAACGUUCAACGCACCUGUCGCCACAUCGCCGUUGGUUAAAUCGCCGGUGGUAACUACCCCAAAACGGGAUACGAAUGAGAUAAACAACACUCUGACGGCGAAGAAGCUAUUCAAUUCGGGAAAAACGUCGGUUGAUCACGGAGGGCAGAAAAAUGGAAAGAAUCAGAUCUACUCUAAUGAUGGGUACACGGCGUCAGACAAAAAAAAUUCAAAUGUGUACGCGGAGACGAGGAGAAAGAAUUACGGGCAUGUGUCACCCCAUGAAACUCGCAAAGACGUAUUUGAGUUUCGCGAGAGAACGGUAGGCAAACGGGAGAAACUUGGCUACACCGAUGAGAAAAGGCAGCGCAGAUCUACGAAGCCGACGUCCAACAAUUUCGAGAAGAAGGCAAAUAAGAAUUUGAACAAACUAGUCGCGUAUGAGAGCAGUUUUUCCGAGUCCUCGACCGCAAUCGAAACUACAGAAUCAAGCGGUGACGAAUCCACAAACGAUACCGUGACCGAUUUGAAAAAACUCAAAGAAUUGAUAGCGGCUAAAAGAUCCAACUUUUUCUACGGUACCAGCUCACUCACGAACCUUGAAAGCCUUGAAGUACCUGACAUACCACAAUCAAGUCCACGAUCGAGAGAAAGGAUUUUAAGAGAGGCGAGAGAGAAAAGCUGUGAGCCGUGUAAACCUGCGAGUCAUAAAACAAACUUCGAACCGCUAGUGUGCAAGUCGCCCACAGAGUACAAUCCAACUUUAAUCAAGCCUGCGAGCCAUCAAAUUCAAAGAGUGGUACAGUCACCGCUAAACCAGGAGCAUCAACAAUCAAUUCUAUGCUCGCAAACACUGAACUCUAGCUCUGCUAGCUUUUUUGAAACGUCACUUUGGAGGAAGGAGAAGUUGAUUUGCUUGUCUAAGAUGCAUAAAGACAACCAUAGUAGCGCGCAUAACCUUUCAACUAUCGAUAAUAAACAACUCACUUCCAAAUCGUCGGAAUCUCCAGAAAGUGAUUCAACCUAUAUUGUCAGCAAUAAUACUGCAGCACACUACAAAGCUGACGUUAUACACCCAGAUUCUGUUUUGAUGACGGACACAACGACUACCGAAAUGGAUGCCAGUCAAAAUCGUACGUCCGAAAGUCUGCCAUUACAGGCAUUGAAGGAAGCCCUUGAUCGAGCUACGAUUAUCAUUAAUUCAGCAACACCAAAUAACGUGGAAACGAGCCAAUUUUCACCAUUGCAAAGUCCCAACGUCUCAGGCAUUGUAUUUGAUGAAACUGGUGCUAACGAAUCAAUCUUUGAAAAUUUAAACAGAUCAAAGCUGUGCAUUAAUAAUUCAAGCGAGGAGAUAAAAAGCAUUGAACGAUCGACAAAUGGUGACCGUGAUUCGCUACUUGCCACCGAAAUAGCGACGACAGAAGAAGCUGUUGAAGAAAGUUUACCUGAAGAUCGUUUAAGUAUUGACGACAACAACGAAAAAUCAAAAUGUGUGUCUUUCGGUCAAAAAUCAGGAUAUAUUUUUGAUAGUACGACAGAAUCAAAAAUAAAUGACUCUUUGUUUCAAAGAUUGCACGAUUUUACGUGCAACGACUUGAAUGGUGACGACACGCAUGAUGCAAACGACAGCCUGAACCGUUUGGCUGAGAAAAGUCUCACCUCAACAGCAAUGAUAUUUUUAAGUGCUAAAAGUCAGGAAAAAGGUUGCAAAAGUUGCCAACACAAAAAUUUACUUGCCAGACGAAGAUCCCUUCCUGCCGGAUUGGGGCACUUCAGAUCUUUAAGCAACGUUUCACCGCUUGGAAGAUUGCCCAUUAGAAGAGGGGAAGUUCCUGACAACACGGUGGAAGACUUGUACAUUGACGAUGAAUUCGGAGAAAACUUGAACAUAAACAUGGUCUUUCUGGAAGAUGAAGACGAGCCUAAUGACCAUGACAUACUUUCCAGUCUGCUUCAAUCAUCCGAUGCGUAAUAUAAUUCAUAAUUCACAUUUAUUCUAUAUACUAGAUUUUUCCCAGCCUACGAAGAAAAAAAAAAAAAAAAAAAAAAAAAAACAAUUACUUCCAGUACUCUUUGUACGUUUGAUAAAUUUUUCCAAAUUUUUUAAAAUUGAGUUAUAGAUUUUUACGAAAGUAACCGUAAGAUUGAAAUAUACUGACAGUAGAUAUUGUAAAAAAAGAACCACACGAUUAGCAUCAACGAUAACAAACUUAUGACAGUGAUUUUUCUAAACAAUAUCAAACACAUGCUUUUAUUUUAUCAAUAAUUUUGUAUUCAUUUGUACGUAUAAGUAGUGAUAUGUUUCUAGAAUUAGAAACAACAUGAUGUAUUUUAAUUUCUCUUUCAUGAACUUGAGUCGAACAUUCCAAAGUUGAAAUUGGAGAAUGACAAGUUUUGUGAUAGUAAAUGUACGUUCAAAAGGUAUUGUAUAACGCUAUAUAAGAUAUUUGGUUUAAAAGAAAAAAAAAAAAAUAACUACAAUCGUCAAUAUUGAAAUGAUAAUAUGUGUGGUUGAAUUAAUGCUAUAAAUAAUAAAAUCUGUUCCUAUCGCACCAAAGACAUAUAGCGAGCACCAAAAAACAAGACGACCGAAUCAUCAUUGCUUUUAAGAGUUAUCAGUAUUUAAUGUGUCAGUUUGUUUCGUAUUAAACUUGAACUAGGGAUAAGUUUGUUUUAUACCCGAUCUAAACUUAAUAUGAUAUUCGAUAUUACCGACGAUUCCUAUAAAUAUGUUUUCCGUC
Messenger RNA from Diprion similis, 4726 nucleotides. RefSeq lists its product as uncharacterized. Gene Ontology annotation, biological process: attachment of spindle microtubules to kinetochore; intercellular bridge organization; mitotic spindle assembly checkpoint signaling. The record is from RefSeq and is a predicted model, not a curated record. Gene Ontology annotation, molecular function: ATP binding; protein kinase activity. The transcript has 17 exons. The coding region runs from base 1 to 3957 and encodes 1318 amino acids. Gene Ontology annotation, cellular component: midbody; intercellular bridge; kinetochore. Lineage: Eukaryota; Metazoa; Arthropoda; Insecta; Hymenoptera; Diprionidae.